Molecule: messenger RNA, 316 nt
Organism: Acaulospora colombiana
Lineage: Eukaryota; Fungi; Glomeromycota; Glomeromycetes; Diversisporales; Acaulosporaceae
Source: the annotation of a GenBank genome assembly
CGAUCCAAGGAACCCAGUCACCAGAAAGACGCUCGAGCACGCCCAUUUCAUCACUCGGGUCACCGUCGCUGAAAACGACCUCGAGCUCCCUGAACACUCUGAAUUAUUCCUUGAACUUUAUCCGGAGAGGGACGAAGACUUGCAUCCUUAUGCAGGCUACUAUAUCGCCGACCACAACAACCAAACCGUCUUUUGGGCUGCGCCCAUCUCUACCAUCGACCUUGGCGCCCAUCCAGUAAACCCAGGCACUUUUGCGGAUCAGCAUUUGAGUGAGUAUCAUCAUAUCUCUGAUCCUUCUCAUCUCACCUUCCUGUAG